AUGGUGGCACCUACAUGCUCAACAAACCAGAAUGCAAGGCAGAGUUUGAAGAUGGGAAAGCAAUUGGUGUUACAUCAGAAUGAGAAACUGCAAAAUGCAAAAAAAGUAGUAUGUGAUCCCUCAUAUUUACCCGAUAAGGUAAAAGCAGUUAGAAAAGUAGCACGUGCUAUUUGCAUCAUGAGUCACCCCAUCCCACACACUAAUGAUGCUCAUUCAACCCAAGUCAUCCUACCCCAAAAACAACUAGGCCGCAAAUCUGACAUGUAUUCAAUUUCACUACAGGAAGAUUAACAGAUAAAAUAGUUGUGGACAGCAAGGUCAAUUUAUUUUUUGUGGGGAUUCACAUGUGAGUAGGCCUUACAAACCAUCUUGGUUUCAUCUUACUUGCAAAAGUUUCUCCAAGUCAUGAGCUUCUCCCA
Messenger RNA from Lactuca virosa, 419 nucleotides. The record is from the annotation of a GenBank genome assembly. NCBI's taxonomy places the organism in Eukaryota, Viridiplantae, Streptophyta, Magnoliopsida, Asterales, Asteraceae.